Messenger RNA from Puma concolor (puma), 1446 nucleotides. The record is from RefSeq and is a predicted model, not a curated record. Lineage: Eukaryota; Metazoa; Chordata; Mammalia; Carnivora; Felidae.
AUGGUGCUGACAGAGGACACCUCUUCCCGCCUGCAGGCUUCCUGCAUCCUGCAGCUAGUGCUCAAGGCAGGAGCUUCUCUGCCAGACAGCAGAGAAGCUCCCGUGCCCACCCCCUGUGCCACCUGCCCCAGGAAAGGAGGGAACGCUGAGCAUCUCCAGGUGCUCUCCUUUCCAGCGACUAGGGUCGGGGAGAUUCCCCGGGAGCUGCAGCGGGGAGAGGCUGGAGAGGAGGAGGAGAAGGAGCCCCUGCCCAGCCUGGAUGUCUUCCUGAGCCGGUAUACAAGUGAGGACAAUGCCUCCUUCCAGGAGAUCAUGGAGGUGGCCAAGGAGAAGAGCCGGGCACGCCACACAUGGCUCUACCAGGCCGAGGAGGAGUUUGAGAAGAGGCAGAAAGAUAAUCUUGCACUUCCGUCGGCAGAGCACCAAGCCAUUGAGAGCAGCCAGGCCGGUGUGGAGACCUGGAAGUACAAGGCCAAAAACUCCCUGAUGUACUACCCAGAGGGUGUCCCUGAUGAAGAACAGCUAUUUAAGAAGCCAAGGCAGGUGGUGCAUAAGAAUACUCGCUUCCUCAGGGACCCCUUCAGCCAGGCCCUGAGCAGGUCCCAGCUGCAGCAGGCCGCCGCCCUCAAUGCCCAGCACAAACAGGGCAAGGUGGGCCCUGAUGGCAAAGAACUGAUCCCCCAGGAUUCCCCCCGAGUGGGCGGAUUUGGAUUUGUUGCAACCCCCUCUCCUGCCCCUGGUGUGAACGAGUCACCGCUGAUGACCUGGGGGGAGGUUGAAAACACUCCCUUGAGAGUGGAAGGAUCUGAGACCCCCUAUGUGGACAGGACGCCAGGGCCAGCCUUCAAGAUCUUGGAGCCGGGCCGCAGGGAACGGCUGGGGCUGAAGAUGGCCAACGAGGCUGCAGCCAAGAACCGGGCCAAGAAGCAGGAAGCCUUGAGGAGAGUGACAGAGAACCUGGCCAGCCUCACCCCCAAAGGCCUGAGCCCAGCCAUGUCUCCAGCCCUGCAGCGCCUCGUGAGCAGGACGGCCAGCAAGUACACAGACCGGGCCCUGCGGGCCAGCUACACCCCAUCUCCAGCACGCUCAACCCACCUCAAGACCCCAGCUGGUGGGCCCCAGACCCCCACGAGCACGCCGGCUCCUGGCUCUACAGCACGCACCCCCCUCAACCAAGAUCCAGCCUCCAUCACGGACAAUCUGCUACAACUCCCUGCCCGGCGCAAAGCCUCAGACUUCUUCUAGGGCCAGGCCCGGGUCGGGCCUGUGGAAGCUUUGUGGAGCCUGCAGGGCAGCUGCCCACUCAGCAGAGGACUCCGGCCUUCUGGGGACCCAGGCCCGGGCCAGAAAUGGUGACUGUCCCAGGAGCCACAGAAGAGAUGCCGUGCCUCAGCCAGACUGGUACAAAACUUGGCCCUCACAGCCUUUGGGGUGCAUCCCACGGUC